Messenger RNA from Rattus norvegicus (Norway rat), 2708 nucleotides. RefSeq names its product zinc finger protein 488 (gene Zfp488). The record is from RefSeq and is marked validated. Gene Ontology annotation, cellular component: nucleus. NCBI's taxonomy places the organism in Eukaryota, Metazoa, Chordata, Mammalia, Rodentia, Muridae. Bases 173 to 1189 code for a protein of 338 amino acids. The transcript has 2 exons.
CGCCGGAGGACCCACAGCCGGUACCCUCAUCCUGCCUCGCUGAUGCUGCGGGAAAGCCCAGAGAUCAGCGGUCAAGUGCAUCCAGUCCAGGCUUCACUGGGGACUUUCCUAUCUCAUAGCUCCUCCUGGGGGUAGGGACCAGCUCGUUGGAACCCCAAAGCCCUGUAGACAAAUGGCUGCUGGAACAUCCACCUUGCUUAGCCUGUCAGGCCCUACUGAUCACAUGGCUGAGGGCAAACGAGCUUCUCUGAGGCCUUCAGUUGAAAAGCGAUGGAAGCUCAUGGAACCCAAGCAGACCCAGCCGGGGAUGCUCGAGAAAAUGACCCUUGUGGACUCUGAUGCUGCUGCUGCAGGAAAGGAGGGUCAAGAUGCAGCCUACACGGACCUGAGCCUGUCAGCAGCACCAGACAAGCUCCAACCGGACAGGCCUCUGGCCUGCAAGGCGUGCACAGAGCAAAGGCAGAAUACCUUCACAGAGCUGUCAUGCCUCCAGGAGAGGCCAGGGGACAUCCGGGCCCAGACAAGGAAGUCGGAGAACCCAGAAGGCCAGCUUGGCACUCAGCAGCUGCCCGUGAGUCUCCUCAGAGCCUCAGGUGAUGGCACAGUGUGCCCGGUAUGGCCAGGCGCAGCCCGGAGCGAGCAGAAAAGUGCUUUCAGAAAGCCAGCCAAGCGCCCAGCGGAGAAAUCUAAGUGCUCCCCCAUGCUUCUGGCUGUUGGAAGUGCAGACGACUCGUGGGAGCUCUCAGGACUCAUCACCACUGUGGACAUCCCAUAUUGGGCGCAUCUGUCAACUUUCAAAUUCAUGGGUGAUUUCUGGAAAUUGCACACAUUGUCACAGAACAUUCUACUCUGCAAUGCGUUCCAGGGGGCUCCUACACCAUGGCUGGAGCACACCCAGGUGCAAGCACUCACAUCCUCGGCAUCUUCUGCCACAGCCUCUCGGGCUCUCUUGCCGCCCACGCUCUCCUCCCUGGGCUUGUCUACUCAGAACUGGUGUGCCAAGUGCAACCUGGCCUUUCGUCUGACAGCUGACCUGGUCUUCCACAUGCGGUCCCAUCACAAAAGGGAGCAUGUGGGCCCCGAUCCACAUUCUAAGAAACGAAGAGAGGAAGUUCUCACUUGCCCCGUUUGCCAUGAGGACUUCCGGGAGCGUCACCAUCUUUCCAGGCAUAUGACUUCACAUAGUUAGCAUGUGGCAACGGAGAAAACUGAUGUCCAUAGUUUCCAGUAGGAAGUGGUAAGGCACAGGUGACUCCUGGCCUGUGCUAAGAAGGUUGUCAAAGACGUCUCCGAGACAUUCCUUUUGCUUCCCAGAGAUGAACAACUCAGUUAUAAUUCGUCACAUGUCCCAGUCCUUGUGUUUUCCUGGAAAAAUCAGGCAUUAAAAUGAUAAGCUUCACUCACGGGAUGGUAGGACCCAUGGCUCAGGGAACAGGGCUGCUCCUGACUCUGUCCCUGGUACUCUGCAAGGAAGCACACAAGCAUGACACCCUCGGCUUUGCUGGCAAGCAGGCCUGCAUUCAACUUGGGCUUCCACUGUGAGCCCUGACCUUGGACAUGCUCCUUCAACUCGGUGACCCUCCGUUUUCUUGUUUUGAAAGUGGUGUGAUCGCAGGAUGUCAUCAGAGUACUGAGGAAGGUGUUGUUUGGAUAGUGGCCGGCUUGCUCCCCAGUGCAAUGUGAGCAGAAAUCGUACGGAUCAUUGCUUGCACUAGCCAGCUACUUUAUUCCUGAAAUCUCAGGGGUGAACAAACAUCGUGUUUCUCUGCAAUAAGACUGGAGGUAGCGUGGCUUGGUGGACUCGGCUCAGGCUGCGUUGAAAUCUAGGCCCUUUUGCUGCUGGAUCAUUAUGCUGGAUAUGGCAAAGUCAGAGUGCAAAAUGCCCAGAAAAUGGGUCACAAGCCCAAGUUUCCCUGGGCCAACACAAAUCCAGGCCUAAAGUGGCUGAGUGGACAAGUGGUCUGGCUUAAACCAUAACGAAGGAGUGGGGGCUAGUAACUCCACCCCCCUGUUCUCUGGGUCUUCACACCAUGAAUGCGUGAGAAGAGAGAAACAGACACUUAUUCUGCAUGACCUCCAGGUGCCACCCUUCCUUGAGGUUCUGAGUAGGGCAGGAAAGAGCAACUGGAGAACACUCAGAAUGAGGUACCCAGGAAGUACUUCAUACCCUAUCAUCUACCCCCCAAAACGCUGCAGGACAUAGACAGUGAAUUGUCAUCCUACUGCAGAGGAAUUUAAACUUGGAAAUGUUAAUGACUUUCCCAGUGCCACUUAGUCAGGAGCACUGGCAGAAGAACAAAAUCCCAUGAACCCCCAGAUCUGAGCUCAUGUCUUGUUCAGCCUCUGCAUGUCUGCUUAGCUAGCAUGGUCACGGAGCAUACUGAGGAACUUAGAGGCUGGUCUCCUUACGUUCGAUUUCAACUUAACCUUGCUACUUUGCAUGAUGCACACAUGCUCAUGCAUGUGCAUGUGCUUGCACACACACACACACACACACACACACACACACACACACACACACACACCACUCUUCUCUUGAGCACUUUCCUCCAUCCUGUAUACUAAAUAGCCUAUCAAUCUAUUCUGUUCACUGUAGCUCUCCUCACAGGAAUGAAAGGGAGUUUUUGGCAUAGUUCCGUCAUCUAGAACAACGCAGACAUACAGUAUCUGUUGAAAGAAAGAAUAAACGUAUAAGUUAAUGAAUGAAU